AUUGUCGAAUGGUAGUAUUUCAAAGUUACUAUAGAAUCGAUAAAGAAGUCACGAAUUCAGAAUGAAAGCCAGUCAUAAACAGCUUAUUUAUCUUCCUAAUAAUUGUUCGUCUCGAUUAAUCGCAACAUACGAAAAAUCAUUCUAAAGUUUUGCUUGCAGAUGAUCAAUGUUGGAAGAAUGGUAUUGUCGCUCAAUUGCAAACAACAAUGCAGAUGCAGAGGACGAUGACGAUGAUAGUCCAGAGGAGGAAGUACCUAACUAUAAGGAUCAGUAUCGAAAUCUUAAGAGAAAAUUAAAAUUUUUAAUUUAUGAAAAUGAAUGUUUUCAAGAAGCUUUGAGAUCUACACAAAGAAAAUUACUUAAAGUAAAUAGGGACAAGAGUUUUUUAUUAGAUCGAUUAUUACAAUAUGAGAAGGUAGAUGCCUCAUUCAGUGAAAGUGAUGAAACUGAAUCAUCUGAUGAAGAAGUUACCCGCCUUGAUACUUCAAAAAGAAAAAAGAUAGAAAUGGGAAUUAGUAAUCAUACACCACAUCAUAUGCCAACAGUGACAAAGUCUCAACUCAACACAAGCAAAAAGAAAAAACCUACUCCAAAAGUAACAAAAUCAAACAGCACACCUAUAGUACAAUCAUCAAAUAAUGUAGUACCAAUGUCUUUGAUGUCAGAUGGCCAUAUGACACCAGAAGAAGUAGAAAGACAUCUAGAGUCUCGACAGACUUAUUUGGAACUAGUACCAGAGAAAGCACCACCUACUGUCCCAACUGAAAUGUUCAGCAAUGACCCUUCAUUAGAUAGCGAGUCUAACGAAAUCGGAGAAUUAGAAACGUCCCCAAGUAAUAUAGGUGAAGACUGCCCCAGUGUGGAUAUGAUGGCCGAGUGACAAACAUUUAUUCCUAGUUUAGUGAUUAAUUACAAACUGCACAUAUAAUUACUUAUCUCAUUAAUAUUACUUUACUUGACUAACUGUAUUCUUCGUAAUGUAAUACAAGUUUUUAUACAUGUAA
Bombus terrestris (buff-tailed bumblebee) is the source of this 1004-nucleotide messenger RNA. RefSeq names its product INO80 complex subunit E. The transcript is spliced from 6 exons. Gene Ontology annotation, cellular component: nucleus; Ino80 complex. Gene Ontology annotation, biological process: chromatin remodeling. The record is from RefSeq and is a predicted model, not a curated record. Lineage: Eukaryota; Metazoa; Arthropoda; Insecta; Hymenoptera; Apidae. Bases 167 to 880 code for a protein of 237 amino acids.